Molecule: messenger RNA, 2218 nt
Organism: Nilaparvata lugens (brown planthopper)
Lineage: Eukaryota; Metazoa; Arthropoda; Insecta; Hemiptera; Delphacidae
Gene: fest
Exons: 6
Coding region: 344-1429 (361 amino acids)
Source: RefSeq, a predicted model, not a curated record
AUUUAUUAUUCUUCUUCUUCUUAAACUCAAUCACAUGGGUUUCGAGUUCAUAGUGUACAACAGCAAACAGCAAUAUUUGUAGGAUUGUUGAACAUUUUUCCUGUAAAUAUAUUUUGAUCUUAUGAAAAUAAGCAUAUAAUUUCAGGAUUAUAUGAUUCUGAUUACAGUUAUUAAAUAUUAUAAGGACGUCAAUUAUUCAAUAUAAAAAUUAAAUCCUUAUUCAAGAUUAUUACAGUAAAUAUAAGUGAUUUAGCAGGAAAAGUAAAAACAUCUCACAAUUAACGAGUCAUAAAUAUUUAUAUUUGAAAUAGGAUUUGUACUUUCAAGCGUUAUCUAAUACGGUAUGUCGAACUUAGCCGCAGAAUUUAGAAAAGAAAUUUUUGCUCCACAUGCGAGACCCAGGAGUGUGUUCACAACUCAUAAUAAUUACUCUCAAAUGGAUGAACCGUCAUAUCAGACUGUAAACAUGAAAUACAAUGGUGAGUAUUGCAAGUAUUUGGACAAUGAUCAGUGGACAAAUAAUGGAAUGCUUGCAACACCAAGCAGCAAUUUGUUCUACCAGAAUGCCAAUGACUCGGCAUCAGUCACUGGCUUUCCAAGGUAUCCGAGAACUAUGAAAUAUGCGCCAUUCUAUUCCGCUGAUGAUUCAUGUAUUUAUCCAGCAUGGAGAGAUUUGGAGAAUAUGGAGCCUGCCGCUAUUGCCACACCACAUGGCACGAUGUCGCUUCGACUCCACAGCCGCAUUAGGGUUGACAUGACUCUGGAUCGAUCUGUUCGUGUUAUCAAUUUUAAGAACAACAUAGUCUUAGCUCUGAAUGGUAAUGGUUCUGCCUCCGCGCUGCUUCAUCCCAACGGACGUAUACAUCAAUAUGGAAGCCGGGUGGAAAUCAUGGCUCAUGAUGUGAACGGUAACAACAAAUUGGCAAAAAUGUGGUACAAAGGAGUAAGCUUCUCAUCUGAACAAUGUGCUCUGGUUUACCUUGUCGACUCAGCUGGCACGCGCACUACCACCGACAACUUUUCCAACAUGAACUGCGACUUCUCGCUGCCCAUAUUCUACAACGACUGUCGCUACGGACCUAUGCACGUCCAAGAGGCUGUCGAAACUCUGAAGUCGGCUCAGUACUGGAGUACUGACGAUGGCGUUGAAAAUUGGAUCAUUAACAAUAUUCGCAUUUCCCAGACCACUGAUGGUCUUGUAAGAAUCGCUCGUAACAGCAACAAGUACCAACUGCGAACAUCUCCGUCGAACGGCACAGCGUCGCUGACCACUCCAUUCCUGCACUGCACCGCUUCGAUGGGCGACACUUCGCACCUAUUUGUGCGUCGCGGCGAGCGUCGCAUGCACUAUGAUGGCAACAUAUUCAUUGUGCGCAAUGCCGGUCAUUCGGCUGGUUUCGACGAGAAGAACCAGCUGAAAGUGUACUAGCACAAUUAAGUUUGCAAUAGACUAAAGCUGCGUCUGUGUUCUAUGACACAGAACAUCACCUAUAACUAGGGAUAAGUUUUUCAGAUAUACUGAGUGCCGGUUGCACAAAAGCCGUUUAAAUUUUAAUCGUGACUGAUCCCACUAGAACUAAUCAGAGAAGCCGUCUUAUCAAAAAGAUUGGUUCUGAUUGGUUCUCGUAAAAUUGAUCAUGAUUAAAAUUUAACCGGCUUUUGUGCUACCGGGCCAAAGUGGCCCAAUAGUCACAACCCACGAGGUUAUGUAAACUGAGCUUGAAUUAGUUUUGUAUUUUGGGCCACUUUUUACUUAUAAUAGAUUCAAUAAAAUAUUUUUUAUUCAAUGAAAAAACCAAUGUUCAUAUAAUAUUCCUGUUGAUGGUUUACAAUAGCCUGCUUCUAUUACUCUAUUCUACUUCAUUGUGACAAUCGUAAAAUUUCUGUUGUUAAUUUUUUUUUGUUUGGUUGAAAUUUUGUUCGUUGAAUUAAGUUUUCUAUAUUUCUUGUAAUUAUUUGAGUAAAAUUUAAUUUGUGAGUUCUGUUCUGGAAUGGAAUAAUGCCAAUUGGAGAAAUGAUUAGCAACUGAUUAUUAUAUCAAAGAAUACCAAAAAGAGUUGUUUCUUUGAACUUAAUAUGCAUCCGUCCACUAGAUCCACACUCUGCCAUUGUAAUUUCUUUUUUUUUGGAUAAUUAAAAUUUAGUAUAAAAUUAGAUAAAAUUCUACUCAGUUCUUUUAUACUAUAAUCUAUAUGCAGCUUAUGGUUGGGGGUUUGGG